Molecule: messenger RNA, 1462 nt
Organism: Otolemur garnettii (small-eared galago)
Lineage: Eukaryota; Metazoa; Chordata; Mammalia; Primates; Galagidae
Gene: PTGFR
Product: prostaglandin F receptor
Exons: 2
Coding region: 73-1164 (363 amino acids)
Biological process (GO): adenylate cyclase-activating G protein-coupled receptor signaling pathway; inflammatory response; positive regulation of cytosolic calcium ion concentration
Cellular component (GO): plasma membrane
Molecular function (GO): prostaglandin F receptor activity
Source: RefSeq, a predicted model, not a curated record
AUGUUUGGACUGCGCGGCUGCACAGUGUUGAGACGGACAUGACUUGAGUGGCCAGCUCUUAUCUUUACAACAAUGUCCAUGAACAAUUCCAAACAGCCCGUGUCUCCUGCAGCUGGGUUCCUUUCAAACACAACCUGCCAGACACCAGAAAACCGGCUUUCUGUCUAUUUUUCAAUAAUCUUCAUGACCGUGGGAAUCUUGUCAAACAGCCUUGCCAUUGCCAUCCUCAUGAAGGCGUAUCAGAGAUUCAGACAGAAGUCCAAGGCCUCGUUCCUGCUGCUGGCCAGUGGCCUGGUCAUCACAGACUUCUUCGGCCAUCUCAUCAAUGGAGCCAUAGCCGUGUUUGUGUACGCUUCUGACAAGGACUGGAUCCGCUUCAACCAAUCCAACGUCCUUUGCAGUGUUUUUGGCAUCUGCAUGGUGUUCUCUGGCCUGUGCCCACUGUUGCUGGGCAGUGCGAUGGCCAUCGAGCGGUGUAUUGGAGUCACCAAGCCAAUAUUUCAUUCUACAAAAAUUACAUCCAAACAUGUGAAAAUGAUGUUGAGUGGAGUGUGCUUGUUUGCUGUUUUUAUAGCUUUGCUGCCCAUCCUUGGACAUCGAGACUAUAAAAUUCAGGCAUCGAGGACCUGGUGUUUCUACAACACAGAGCACAUCGAAGACUGGGAAGAUAGAUUUUAUCUUCUACUUUUUUCCUUUCUGGGGCUCUUAGCCCUUGGUGUUUCAUUAUUAUGCAAUGCCAUCACAGGAAUUACACUUUUAAGAGUGAAAUUUAAAAGUCAGCAGCACAGACAAGGCAGGUCUCAUCAUUUUGAAAUGGUCAUCCAGCUCCUGGCGAUAAUGUGUGUCUCCUGCAUUUGCUGGAGUCCGUUUCUGGUGACAAUGGCCAAUAUUGGAAUAAAUGGAAAUAAUUAUCCGAAAACUUGUGAAACUACUCUGUUUGCCCUCCGAAUGGCCACAUGGAAUCAGAUCUUAGACCCCUGGGUGUAUAUUCUUCUACGGAAGGCUGUACUUAAGAAUCUCUACAAGCUCGCCAGACGCUGCUGUGGUGUGCAUGUCAUCAGCUUACACAUUUGGGAGCUAAGCUCCAUUAAAAAUUCCUUAAAGGUUGCUGCUAUUUCUGAGUCGCCAGUUUCAGAGAAAAUAAAUCAGCAAGCACUUAGUUAAAUAGGGCAGUAAGUCAGUGUAGGGUUAGAGCAUAAUUGAGAUGUUUGACAAUAUUUCAGUUAACUAGAUGAAUACAUAAAGCCCAACUGGAAAAUUGAGACCUCAGUGUGUAGUUGAAGGGUAUUUUGGUCAGAUUCAGCUUCUGAAAUUUACUAAAUUAUCAUUAUAAUUGUACAUGUUUACUUGCUUUGUCAACUGGAAGUAAACAUAGGGAAAUAAUAUCAUGGGUGUCCAAUAGGAAAGCAUUUUUGAGCUUAUUUGUGUUAUUCAUGCUUUGAAUGAAUCUGUUGAGGCCUAA